CUCGGCCAGUGAAGUGCCAGUGCAGGAGGCAACUUCAUUUUCAAAUUUGCCUUGCACUCGACCAACAUGCGCGUGCUGAGCCUCCUUCUGCUGUCGCUCGCCGUCUCGGACGCGUUCUGGAUGAACACGCUCGCCAACCAGGUCGCCGCGCUCAUCAAGAAACUCGAGCUCCCAGCGGUGAACAAGGUCAUCGACGACGCCGUGAAGGAGCAGCUGGCGGCCAACGCACUCAUCAAGCGCCAGCCACUCGUGGUGCGCAAGACUGCCAGCGGUGCCCAGACGUACCGCAUUCUCCAAGUGCCCGACUUGCAUUACACCAACUGGGACUAUUUUCCGUGCAUGAACAAGCCCGACGACAUGAAGCAGCUCUGUUUUGAGAAGUACAUGACGGAAAUGCUUACCAAGAUGGUCGACGACACCAAACCCGAUUUUGUCGCGUUCACGGGCGACCAAAUCGAGUCGCUCUGGGUGCAAAAGACUUGGAAGCAGUCGCUGGCGGCGAUCGACACGGCAACCUCGGUCGUCAAUGAGCGCGGCUUGCCGUGGGCCAUGGUCUUCGGCAACCACGACGAAAGCUUGAUUCCGCACCUCUUUUCGAACCGCAAAGUGAUGAUGGCGUACAUCGAGUCGCUUCCGCACUCGUACGCCAAGUACGGUCCCUUCAACAUUGGUGGCGCCGGCAACUACGAAGUCUCGAUCCAAGACGCCAGCGCCGCUGCCGCGAUUCGCUUGUACUUUGUCGACACCAACCGCGACGGGUCCGUGACGCCGGCGCAGGUCAAGCUCAUCAAGGAUCUCGGCGUGAGCCACAAGGGCGAUAACGUGCCGGCAUUGAGCUUCUUCCACAUCCCGCUGCCCGAGUACAAAGACUUCAAGCCCACCAACGAGACGCAGGGUACCAAGCGCGAAGACGUCGCGUCCAACGACCACAACGACGGCCUGUUUGACGCGUUUGUGGCGAACGGCGACGUCAAGGCCACGUUCUGCGGUCAUAACCACCUCAACGAUUUUUGCUUCAAGCGCGACUCGAUCCACUUGUGCUACGGCGGCGGCGUCGGCUACGGCGCGGCGUACAACAAGGGCAACCACCCGCGCACGGGCCGCGUCAUCGAGUGGAACCGCAAUGCGACGGACGAGUCGAUCGAGACGUGGCUCUACUUGCACAACAAGGACAACACGCGCGCGAGCAAGUACUCUGUCUUCCACCGCACGCUCCAGCUGUAAAGAGCGCCUAACUUCUGACCGUCCUCUUGCGUGUUUUGUUCUGCAGAAUAAACCGCUGCAUGUGUUUCCAAGCAUAUAAACGUGUACACUAUUGCCGA
Saprolegnia diclina VS20 is the source of this 1322-nucleotide messenger RNA. RefSeq lists its product as hypothetical. The record is from RefSeq and is a predicted model, not a curated record. Lineage: Eukaryota; Oomycota; Saprolegniomycetes; Saprolegniales; Saprolegniaceae. The transcript is spliced from 6 exons. Gene Ontology annotation, cellular component: cytoplasm. Bases 67 to 1224 code for a protein of 385 amino acids. Gene Ontology annotation, molecular function: hydrolase activity, acting on ester bonds.